CAGUUCAGGUCUUGGAAAACAUCAGAGAAUCCACAAUGGAGAGAAGCUUUAUAAAUGUAUUGAAUGUGGAAAGACUUUCACAUGGAGAAAAGUCUUCAUGAACAUCACAGAAUCCACACUGGAGAGAAGCCUUAUGAAUGUAACAAAUGUGGCAAGGCUUUCCCACGGCGCAGCAAUCUUAUUGUCCAUCAGAGAAUCCACACUGGAGAAAAGCCUUAUGAAUGUGAUGACUGUGGAAAGGCUUUCACACGGCGCAGCAAUCUUACUUUCCAUCAGAGAAUCCACACUGGAGAGAAGCCUUAUGAAUGUAAUGAAUGUGGAAAGGCUUUCACACGGAGUGACAAUCUUCGUGAACAUCAGAGAAUCCACACUGGAGAGAAGCCUUAUGAAUGUAAUGAAUGUGGAAAGGCUUUCACACAGCGCAGCAAGCUUACUUUCCAUCAGAGAAACCACAUUGAAGAGAAGCCUUAUGAAUGUAAUGUAUGUGGCAAGGCUUUCACAAAGCACUUCUCCCUUGAAGUACAUCAGAGAAUCCACACAGGAGAGAAGCCUUAUGAAUGUAAUGAAUGUGGAAAGGCUUUCACACAGCUUUCCAGUCUUGCUGUCCAUCAGAGAAUGCACACUGGAGAAAAGCCUUAUGAAUGUAAUCAAUGUGGAAAGACUUUCACGAAUUGCUCCAGUCUUGCUAGACAUCAGAGAAUGCACACUGGAGAAAAGCCUUAUGAAUGUAAUCAAUGUGAAAAGACUUUCACGAAUUGCUCCAGUCUUGCUGUCCAUCAUAGAAUCCACACUGGAGAAAAACCUUAUGAAUGUAAAGAGUGUGGAAAGAAUUUCAGAUACAUCUCAGUUCUUGAAAAACAUCAGAGAAUUCACACUGGAGAGAAACCUUAUGAAUGUAAUAAAUGUGGAAAGACUUUCACAAAUUGCUCCAAUCUUACUUUCCAUCAGAGAAUCCACACUGGAGAAAAGCCUUAUGAAUGUGAUGACUGUGGAAAGGCUUUCACACGGCGCAGCAAUCUUACUUUCCAUCAGAGAAUCCACACUGGAGAGAAGCUUUAUAAAUGUAAUGAAUGUGGAAAGACUUUCACAUGGAGAAAGAGUCUUCAUGAACAUCAGAGAAUCCACACUGGAGAGAAGCCUUAUGAAUGUAAUAAAUGUGGAAAGACUUUCACGAAUUGCUCCAAUCUUGCUAGACAUCAUAGAAUCCACACUGGGGGAAAAACCUUAUGAAUGUAAUCAGUGUGGAAAGAAUUUCAGAAAUUGCUUCAGUCUUGCUAGACAUCAGAGAAUCCACACUGAAGAAAAAUCCUAUGGACUUAAUCAGUGUGGAAAGAAUUUGAGAUGCAGUUCAGGUCUUGGAAAACAUCAGAGAAUCCACAUUGGAGAGAAGCCUUAUGAAUGUAAUGAAUGUGGAAAG
Sarcophilus harrisii (Tasmanian devil) is the source of this 1417-nucleotide messenger RNA. RefSeq names its product zinc finger protein 665-like. NCBI's taxonomy places the organism in Eukaryota, Metazoa, Chordata, Mammalia, Dasyuromorphia, Dasyuridae. Bases 64 to 1230 code for a protein of 388 amino acids. Gene Ontology annotation, biological process: regulation of transcription by RNA polymerase II. The transcript has a single exon. Gene Ontology annotation, molecular function: RNA polymerase II cis-regulatory region sequence-specific DNA binding; DNA-binding transcription factor activity. The record is from RefSeq and is a predicted model, not a curated record.